GAAUCUUUGAAAAAACUACCUUGGAAAUGGACCCAUAAGAAAACAUCGUAUAAAGUGAAUUCCCCUCUAACUAUUGGUGUGGACGUUGUUUCUAGUUACAAAGUCAGCGCAAAAGCAGUUGGUGUUGAAGGAAUCUUUAAUACAAGUCACUUCAUACCGCAUGAUUGUGAUUAUAUUAAGAGUUUCACUGUGUGAAAGGGUCAUGACGCAGUAUACACUAUUUACCCCGACGGCAAGACAAAGAAGAGAGUAUUCUGUGACAUGACGACAGAAGGAGGGGGUUGGACGGUUAUUCAGCGACGAAUACAUACGGGAACUACAAAUUUUUACAGAAGAUGGAAAGACUAUAAGACAGGCUUUGGCCAAGCAGGAUCGGAUUAUUGGUUAGGCAACGAUGCAAUUCACUCUCUGUCCUCCCCUUCAACACAAGAACUGUUGGUAGAACUAGAAGACUUUUCCGGAGCUAAAGCAUUUGCCAGAUACUCCAAGUUUGCCAUUGAUGAUGAGAAAAACAAGUACAAAUUGUCAAUCAGCGGAUAUAGUGGAAAUGCAGGUGAUGGAUUAAAAUAUCAUAACGGACAGUUCUUUGCUACAAAGGACAGACCUGGCUCUACAAAUUGCCCUAUCACUUACCAAGGUGCCUGGUGGUAUUAUAGUAACUGCUAUAAGUCAAAUCUCAACGGUCCUUACCACAAGGCAGCCUCCAACACAUACAAAGCAAUUGUGUGGAUUCCAUGGAAAGACAAAACAGCCUUGAAAUCAACACGGAUGAUGAUUCGUCCAAAGAAAUAACUAAUUUACUACCUUUCGAGAAAAUGUCUAAGCAAAUCCUAAAUUCAUUUUCCUGUAAAGGUUCUUAUUUAUUCUAAUAAAUUCAAUAAAUUCUUCUUAAAGCAUUAUUUUGAAUUUAC
Saccostrea cuccullata (small rock oyster) is the source of this 911-nucleotide messenger RNA. Its product is annotated as ryncolin-4-like. The coding region runs from base 262 to 792 and encodes 176 amino acids. Lineage: Eukaryota; Metazoa; Mollusca; Bivalvia; Ostreida; Ostreidae. The record is from RefSeq and is a predicted model, not a curated record. The transcript is spliced from 5 exons.